Molecule: messenger RNA, 753 nt
Organism: Penicillium digitatum Pd1
Lineage: Eukaryota; Fungi; Ascomycota; Eurotiomycetes; Eurotiales; Aspergillaceae
Source: RefSeq, a predicted model, not a curated record
AUGGGCCCGACCUUGGGAAAUAACACUGCCGAAGUACAUGCGGUGACCGACCUGGACGAUGAACAUACACACGAUAGCCUUCUGUCUCUACGAUGGACCGUUGAGAGCGGCUGGUGGCGCCGAUCCAGCACUCUAGUCAAGAUCUGGAUUGCGAACAUUGACUCUACCCUGGUGGUUACAACGGAUGUCUAUACUUAUAUCGGCACUGUUGCCGAGGUACUUAACGAAUGUCUUCCUCGUGCCGUCUGGGUGACUAUCGCCGAUCAAGUUACGCGGUCAUACGAGUCUCGUCUAGAACUCGCACAUACUCUGGUCGCGUUCCAAACAGUCCUCGGUCUGAUCAUGAGCAUAAUUCUCACCAGCGCUGCCAAAGCCUUCACGGCCACCUUCAUCCCGCGCGAGGCUCGGAAAGCAAGUAUUACCUAUGUUCAGAUUAGUGCAUUCUCAGCCCUCAGCUCUGCUAUAGAAGUUGCAGUAUCCAACGCGACAAGGGCCCUGGACAAGCCCGACGUUCCUCUCGUGAUUAGUUCGGUCAAGACUGUCGUGAACAUUAUCUUGGAUCUCCUGAUCAUAUCCGAGUUUCAUGUGGGUGGUUGGUCUCCUAAUAUUAACAUGCAGGCUGCUAUUCGUCUAAGCUGUGACAUGGUCGCGGCUCUUACUGGCUUAGCAUACUUUAUCCAGACAAUAAACCUGUCCGAAGGACGACGCAGCUGGCACUGGAUUGGAAAUAUCCCAAAUUUUCUGCCUUUUUAA